AAUCAUCCGCAGCACAGAUGACCCAUUGUUAUUUUUAUGCGUAUGAAAUGUCGUGUGUGUGCGUGCGAAGUCAGUGAAAUGGGUGUGUCACUGCUUGAGAGUUGGGAGCUCUGAUUAUAAUAUUUUACGCUGUUCUGCUGUUAUUUAUUUUUCAAAGGUUCUGUUGGUCUUUACUCAUUGGUUGCUUGGCAGGAACAAGGCCGAAGAGAAGACCGCUGUCCGGGGAUCGAACCUGCGACAGACGCGCUAAAGGACUACAGGUUCGUCGUAUUAGGAGCGUCUCCGCGUUACACCCCUACUACCUGGAUCCGUGAAAGUUUCGGUUUCACUUACGUUUCCCCGGAAACGUUCGCCUUACAGAAGUAAAACAAAGUCCCGUAUAUCCUCGCAACUGCCGCGCUCCUUCACGUCCACUUGCAGAGGUCAUCAUGGAGAAGAAAGCUGAAGACAGUUUGGCCUUUAGGUUUGGAUGUCCCACCACCACUACUACUGCAGGUCUUACUAGCUUGUUUGCAGCUCCAGUGACUUCAGCUGCACCCAGCUCCAGCGUCUUUGGAGCUGCAUUAGCUGCUGCGCCUCCGGCUUUUGGUUUGAGCUCAUUCAACAGCAGUAUUACAAGCCAAUCACAAAAUGACGGCACAAAAGAGAAAAAAAAGGGAAAACCUAUAGAAAUCCCAGUUUUUACAGGACUUCAAACAAAGUUGGAAACUCCAUGGAGAAAUGUGCAGUGGACUGAGGAGCAAAAGAAAAACUUGAUGAAGGCGGUGAGCUCCUACAGACUGAGCUGCAAGGAUGUGCCUCAUGCCCGCGUUCUUCUCCUCGGACCGAUUCGUUCUGGAAAGUCCAGCUUCAUCAGUUCGGUCCAGUCUGUGUUCAGUGGAAGAGUCACUAACCGUGCCAUGGUGGGCUUCUCCUUCAAUACUUCAUUCACUAAAAAGCUUCAGUCCUUCAACAUUCAUUCCCUGAAAGGGGAAGACAAUACUGGGCUGGUGCUGUGUGACAUGAUGGGCUUCGGGGACGGAGAGAUAACUGGGCUGACUCUACACGACAUCCUGUCAGUGAUUAAAGGCCAGGUUCCUGAAGGCCACAAGUUCAGUGCAGAUCAACCGGUCGGCCCAGAAACUGAGGGCUAUGUGAAGACGCCCAGCCUUGGUGACAAAAUCCACUGCGUAGCCUUUGUGCUGGACGCCUCGAAAAUAGCAUCCUACAGCAAAGGCUUCAGCUCUACGUUUAAGCAGCUCAGAGAGCACAUCAGCCAGCUCGGUGUUCACCAGGUGGCUCUGCUGACCCACGUUGACAAAAUUUGUCAAGAAACGGCCAACGAUGUGAGCCAGGUUUACAGAAGCCCGAGCGUUCGGGACACGAUGAACAGCGCUGGAGCCCUCCUGGGCAUGUCCACCUCCUACAUCGUCCCAGUGAAGAACUACUCUUCAGAGCUUGACCUGGAUGUGAAUGCAGACGUGCUGCUGCUCAGCGCUGUUGACCACAUCUUGCAUUAUGUCGACCUGUUUUUCCAGGACUACAUGCCACGACAAACGAGGCAGAAGUUUCUCUGAUUCCUGAGCUUUUGGAACACCUUCUUAAAAAUAAAAAUUUUCAUUAAGUGUUAACAUUAAUGACAAUCGUAAUCAUUAUGAAAGUUGUAAUAAUUUGGCUUUUUGAUAAAUAAAGCAUGUUUCAUUAAUAAAUAACUCAUAUUAAUGAAAAGUAAUUGUUUUGAAAGUGGUAAUAUAUUUUUUUUUGAUAAAUCACGCACUCUUCGUUAAUAAACAACUCAAACAAAA
Messenger RNA from Fundulus heteroclitus (mummichog), 1784 nucleotides. It is a transcript of the gene ifi44g, whose product is annotated as interferon induced protein 44g. The record is from RefSeq and is a predicted model, not a curated record. Bases 429 to 1556 code for a protein of 375 amino acids. The transcript is spliced from 8 exons. NCBI's taxonomy places the organism in Eukaryota, Metazoa, Chordata, Actinopteri, Cyprinodontiformes, Fundulidae.